CUUACGUAAUUGUAUUCACAAACAGCAGUUUGAUUGAAAAUGUUCAAUGGGUAUAAUCUGAAGAAGUUGUGCGAUCACAGUGACGAACAGCAAGAAAUAGAAGCAGGGCUAACCAUGAACCCGACGCAGUAUAAUGAUGCCAUAGACGAGGCAAUCUAUGGCUCCGACGAGUUCCGCAUGUUCGCCUACAAGAUCAAGCGAUGUCCGAGGAUGCGCAGCCACGACUGGACCGAAUGCCCUUACGCGCACCGUGGCGAGAAAGCGCAGCGCCGUGACCCCCGCAAACUCAGCUACUGCGCCGUCGCAUGCCCCGCCUUCCGCAACGGCAGAUGCUACCGCGGUGAAACCUGCGACUUCGCGCACGGCGUGUUCGAGUACUGGCUGCACCCGGCUCGAUACCGCACUCGCGCAUGCAAUGCAGGCAGGUUCUGCCAGCGGAAGGUGUGUUUCUUCGCACACACGCCCCAGCAGCUGAGGUCGGAGACCAAGUACAAGUGCCAGGUGACGUACAGGGGGAGAAUGUACGGCGGAGAUGAGGUGAUAAGGCGGCCAGUGCAGGUGGGUUCUUCGCAGGGGAGAAUGCUGAUGAGCCGAGCACCGGGGCCAGUGAAGAUGCCGAUGAAGGAGGAGGUUCCAGGCGACUUCUUGAGGAGCUUGAGCGGACUGAAGAUCAAAGAGAAGGGGAGUUCAGAUGGAUCGGAUUUAGACUUGAGCCACCUUGAGUGGAUUUCUAAGCUGCUGGAUUGA
Molecule: messenger RNA, 747 nt
Organism: Carica papaya (papaya)
Lineage: Eukaryota; Viridiplantae; Streptophyta; Magnoliopsida; Brassicales; Caricaceae
Gene: PEI1
Product: Zinc finger C-x8-C-x5-C-x3-H type family protein
Molecular function (GO): metal ion binding
Source: RefSeq, a predicted model, not a curated record